Molecule: messenger RNA, 3277 nt
Organism: Vicugna pacos (alpaca)
Lineage: Eukaryota; Metazoa; Chordata; Mammalia; Artiodactyla; Camelidae
Source: RefSeq, a predicted model, not a curated record
ACUAGGAGAAAGUGGGGCAGGGAGGUGUGGACAGAGAUGAUUUAAGAGCAGCCCCUGCCCUCAAGGCACACUCAGAGCUCCUGGGCACACACUGGCAGCAGCCACUGCCAGUCCAGCCAGUCAGCUCCAGAACCCACCUCAGCUGCCCCUGCAGCUCAGCAGCUGCCUUCACCAUGGACAGUAUGAGCACAGCCAUCUUGCUCCUGCUCCUGGCUCUCAUCUAUCUGUUCCUGACCAUCAGCUCAAAGGGCAAAGGCCAGCUGCCUCCAGGCCCCAGACCUCUCCCAUUCCUGGGAAACCUGCUGCAGCUUCGCUCCCAAGACAUGCUGACCUCCCUCACCAAGCUGAGCAAGAAGUACGGCUCAGUGUAUACAGUGUACCUGGGGCCCAGACGGGUGGUGGUCCUCAGCGGGUACCAAGCCGUGAAGGAGGCCCUUGUGGACCAAGGGGAGGAGUUUAGUGGCCGUGGCGACUACCCUGUCUUUCUCAACUUCACUAAGGGCAAUGGCAUUGCCUUCUCCAAUGGGGACCGAUGGAAGGUCCUGAGGAGAUUCUCUGUUCAAAUUCUGCGCAACUUCGGGAUGGGGAAGAGGAGCAUUGAGGAGCGGAUUCUGGAGGAAAGCAACUUCCUGCUGGCAGAGCUUCGGAAAACUGAAGGUGAGCCCUUCGACCCCACGUUUGUGCUGAGCCGCUCCGUGUCCAACAUUAUCUGCUCUGUGAUCUUCGGCAGCCGCUUCGACUACGAGGACGAGCGUCUGCUCAACAUUAUCCACCUCAUCAAUGAGAACUUCCAAAUCAUGAGCAGCCCCUGGGGAGAGUUGUACAAUAUCUUUCCGAGCCUCCUGGACUGGCUUCCCGGGCCGCACCGAUGCCUUUUCCAGAACUUCGGGCGCAUGAAGGACCUCAUUGCCCGCAGCGUCCGUGACCAUCAGGCCACCCUCGACCCAGAAUCUCCCCGGGACUUCAUUGAUUGCUUCCUUACCAAGAUAGCACAGGAGAAGCAGGACCCGCUAAGCCACUUCCAUAUGGACACACUACUGAUGACCACACAUAAUCUGAUCUUUGGCGGCACCGAGACCGUGGGCACCACGCUGCGCCACGCCUUCCUUGUGCUCUUGAAGUACCCAAAAGUGCAAGCCCGCGUCCAGGAGGAGAUCGACCGCGUGGUGGGUCGCGAGCGGCUGCCAGCGCUGGAGGACCGACCGGCCAUGCCCUAUACAGAUGCGGUGAUCCAUGAGGUGCAGCGUUUCGCAGAUGUCAUUCCCAUGAGCUUGCCGCACCGGGUGAUUCGGGACACGGCCUUUCGAGGCUUCUUGCUACCCAAGGGCACGGAUAUCAUCACCCUCCUUAAUACAGUCCACUACGACCCCAGCCAAUUUCUGACGCCUCAGGAAUUCAACCCUGAGCAUUUUCUGGAUGCCAGUCAGUCCUUCAAGAAGAGCCCUGCCUUCAUGCCCUUCUCAGCAGGCAUCUACUGUUCCAACGGGCAGCGGUGGCAAACCCUGCGCAAUUUUGCACUUGGAGCACUUAAGGGGUUCGGUCUGGAAAUGCGGACCAUCAAGGAGCGUGUUCAGGAAGAGGCGGCUUGUCUGCUUGGCGAAUUUCAAGCCACCAUUGGAGCCCCGUUCGACCCCCGACGACUACUAGAUAAUGCCAUGUCUGUUAUCUGUUCCGUGGUCUUUGGGAACCGCUAUGGCUACGAGGAUCUGGAAUUCCUGAAGCUCCUGGACCUCUUCAAUGACACCUUCCACGUCAUAAGCUCCAGACGGGGCGAGAUGAGAGCGUCGGCACCAGUAUCUCCCUCGUAUGCCAAAUCUGCCAAAUCCCUAGUCCACGGACCUACAUUGGAUCAUUAGAAUGGGACAGUUUUAGAAUCUUUGAAUUCUGGAACAUACAACAUCAAAAUUCUGGUCCAGUCUUCCCAUGGGUAAACUAGUAGUAUUGUUCAAUGUCGUACUGACCCCCUAUCCCCCUCGAUGUACAUUUUCCCCUCCCUCCUGGACUGGCUCCCGGCCUGCACCACCGAAUCUUCCGAAACUUCACGGACCUUCGGGUUUUCAUCUCUCAGCAAAUCCAACGGCACCGGCAGAGGCAGCAGCCUGGGGUGACUCUCGAUUUCAUCGACUGUUUCCUGGAUCAGGUGGAUAAGGUGAAGGGUCAUGCUGCCCUAAACUCUAUCCCUGCUGCCCACCAGCAGAAGCCUGACAAGCGCAGCACCUAUCUCCUCUGCCCACAGGAACAGGACCCGGAGAGCCACUUCUAGGAGGAGACGUUGGUGAUAAAGACACACAACCUCUUUGGCAGCACUGAGGCCACAAGCACCAAUCUGCGUUAUGGGCUCCCCAUUCUGCUCAAGUAUCCAGAGGUGGCAGGUCUGGGAGCUGGAGAGUCAUGGAUGAAGGCGCCAGGGUUUGGGGAUGGCUGGGGGCUGGGGCAUGCUCAGUUCACACUCUGCCAGCUCCAGUCAAAGUGCAGGCCGAUCUGGAUGCCGCAGUAAUUCGGAUACGUGCCCCACACCUGGAGGACGGCCACCGCCUGCCUUACACCAACGCCGUGCCGCACGAGAUCCAGUGCUUCAUCAGUGUGCUGCCGCUGGAGCUGCCACACUUCCUCACCCGCAAUAUCCACCUGCGUGGCCACUUUCUGCCCAAGGUGCCCACUGAAACCCGGGGGUCUGCGCAGGGACAGGGGAGGGCCUAUUAAUGAAGAUGAGCAGGCAUGAGCAUUCACAGCAUUCACAUAGCCCUGGGACCAAGAAAGGCGGCUUGCUUUGCCAAGAGCUUCUAAAAUGGGGUUUUAGAUGAGUGGAAGGCAGUUGCUUGCCAAGUUUUAGGGUAACCAUUGCAUAUCACCCCAAGGCAUCUUUGUGAUUCCUCUACUUCUGUCUGUGCACUGGGACCCCACCCAAUUCAAGGACCCAGAAUGCUUCAACCCCACCAACUUCCUGAACGAGUGCUAGUUCCAGAGCAACAAUGCCUUCAUGCCCUUUGCCCCAGGUAUCGGCUGGGCAGGGAGGGGACCAGUCUGGAUGAUCCUUGGGGCACAGGGGUUUCUCAUCUCACAUGUGCAUCCCUAGGAAAGUGGACGUGCCUGGGUGCAGGCCUGGCCCUAUUGGAGACCUUCCUCACCUUCAUUCUACAGCGGUUCUGCCUGCAACCUCUGGGGAGCCCCCCACCAACAUCGACCUCACCCACAGUGCACUGGCCUGGGCAAUGUCUCCCCAGCCUUCCAGCUCUGCCGUGUGGCCCACUGAGGUCAGGCUCAGCCACUCUCUGCU